Molecule: messenger RNA, 5546 nt
Organism: Eupeodes corollae
Lineage: Eukaryota; Metazoa; Arthropoda; Insecta; Diptera; Syrphidae
Gene: IntS11
Product: integrator complex subunit 11
Exons: 3
Coding region: 514-2352 (612 amino acids)
Biological process (GO): snRNA processing
Cellular component (GO): nucleus
Source: RefSeq, a predicted model, not a curated record
CAGCGUUCAACAGUGAGUGAAGUGAGUGAGCUGUGCGUAACUACAACGAACAGUCGAUAACACUUGAAUUUCGCUUUCCAUAUUUUAUAAAAUAUUCGAGUGCUAAAUAAAUAGAAUUCUAACUUUUGUCUUAAUCUAAUUUUCAUUUGAAUUAAUUCAUUACAUUCCAAUAAAGAAUUAAAUUAAACUCUAAACUUUAACGGGUUAUUUCAUGUGACUAUGAACAUGGUUACAAAAUGAUAACAUUCUGAUUUCAUCAUAAUCACAGUGCUGUGAACAUAAACAACAAUUUAUAUCAAUCGAGAGUCGAAUGAUAAACGAACUUCAUAAACUGACAGCAGGUCUUCAUAAUCAAAAGCAAGACAAAUAACACCGACGAAAUAUAUGUGAAGUGGUUUCAGUUUUCAUACGUUCAUCGGCAAAUCAUCGGUGUUCUUAAACGUGUUUUUCAUUAAGCUUUUUAUUAAUUGUUGAUAAAUAAAUAGAUUAAAAGACAAUUGAAGAAGUUUCAAAAUGCCUGACAUUAAACUUACCCCAUUGGGAGCAGGCCAAGAUGUUGGUCGGAGUUGUCUGUUGCUGUCCAUGGGCGGCAAGAACAUAAUGCUCGACUGCGGCAUGCACAUGGGUUUCAACGACGAGCGGCGCUUUCCCGAUUUCUCGUACAUCGUUCCUGAAGGACCAAUUACCAGUCACAUCGAUUGUGUUAUCAUAUCACAUUUCCAUUUGGAACAUUGUGGAGCCCUGCCAUACAUGUCAGAAGUUAUUGGUUUUAACGGUCCAAUUUACAUGACCCGCCCAACAAAAGCCCUCGUGCCAAUUCUCUAUGAAGAAUUACGUAAACUAAACCUCCAAAAUAAAGGAAACACAAAUUAUUGUUCAACACAAGCAGUCAAAAACUGCAUAAAGAAAAUAACCGCCGUCGAUCUGCAUCAGAGUAUUAUGGUUGACAAUGAGCUGGAAAUCAAAGCCUACUAUGCCGGUCAUGUAUUAGGUGCAGCAAUGUUCUGGAUAAAAGUUGGAUCCCAAUCGGUCGUCUACACUGGUGACUUCAAUAUGAAUCCCGACCGGCAUCUGGGUGCUGCCUGGAUCGACAAAUGUCAACCAGAUGUACUCAUAACCGAAAGUCAUUAUGCCACCACAAAUCCCACAAAAAAACGAUGCAGCGAUGAAGAUUUCCUCAAAUAUGUACACGACUGUCUGUCGAGAGGGGGUAAGGUUCUCAUACCGAUUUUCAUAUUGGGUCGAGCUCAGGAACUCUGUCUGAUUUUGGACCAAUAUUGGCAGAAAAUGAAUCUGACCUACCCCAUAUACUUUGCCACAGAAAGUUUGACAGAGCGAACAAAUUCAUAUUAUAAAAUGUUUAUCAGUUGGACCAAUCAACAAAUGCACAAAUCUAAUCCCGAGGGGGAGGCUUUUGAAUUUAAACACAUCAAAUCGUUUCAUCGGAGUUACACUGAUGACCCGGAGCCAAUGGUGGUGUUGGCGACAAAUGGUAUGCUGCAGGCGGGUUUGUCGAUGCAAAUAUUCAAAGAAUGGGCACAUGAUGAGAAGAAUUUGUUAAUACUGCCGGAUAUUUGUGAAAAGGGAACAUUGGGUCAUAAGAUUAUGUCAGGUGCAAGGGAAAUUCAAUUUCGAAAUAAUGAGAUUAUCAAAGUACUAUUGCAAGUGGAGCAGAUGGAUUUUGAUGCUGUUGCUGAUUUGAAUGGGCUAAUACAACUUAUUGAACAAUGUGCUCCCAAAAAUGUUGUCCUGGUCCAUGGUCAUCAUGAGCACCGACAACUUUUGCUUUCAAAAACCAACAAAGAAAUCAGAUUCGAAUGUGAAAUUCUUUCGACCGGCGAAACUUGUGUAUUUGAAUCAUUUGUCAGAAUGCCAACCGAGCACGAAUUGCAUCUAUUUACAAACGAACAUAAAAGAAUAUGCCGGGCCCGAGGGCCUCCGCCCACACCAAUUAAACGCACCAACGUCUUCACCGUCCACGUUGCUGAAGAAAAGCGAAUAGUCAUGUUGAAUAUGAAUGUUGUUGAAGGUUGCAAAGGAAACUUUAACAUUGAACAGACUUUAAAUUUUCGUGCUAAAUAUAAUCUCGAUGAUCCAACAACGCCGUCAUCAUCAUCUGAACCAAAGUUAAAAACUUUAGAUAAAUUAUUUAUUUUGUUCAGAGAAAAGCUGAAAGAUUGGAAGGUAAAAUUAGACGAAGAUAAUUCGAAAGUUAUCGUGGAAAGUGUGGAACUGGAUGUAGUUGUUCCUGACGAAAAAGUCCCCUCAAGAACAAAUUUAACCAUUUCUUGGAAAAAUCGAGAUGAUGAUAUUGCUCGUUAUAUAAUGGAAGUCUUGUCUAAUUUAAGUUGAAAAAAAGAAGAGAUCGAUAAACAUUAAAAACCGGGAAAAAUGCAAUAAAAGAUUACGAGUAGAAAUUCCGAUACCGAGAAAAAUAUAAUUUAGCGUAGCUUUAGUUAUUUUAAGUUAGGUUAAAAGUUUUGUUAAAUUUGUAAAUGUUAUGAACUCAUAAAUCUGUUAAAGUUAUGAACCCGUAGCUUCUAAGAAACUAUUUAAAACUAGGUAAAAGAAGAAGCUUUAAAUAUUUAUAUGAAACAUUGAGGCUAUGCUAUGCGUAUAUGUAUGGUCUUGAUUAAGAGGAUUUAGUAUAGAUUGAUGUAUUUCUAUUGCAAUAUAAAAGGCUAAAAGCCUGUAUCAAGCCACAACAAAUCACUGUAACACUUUUUAUCUCAGCGCUAAUGUAGAUUUUGUUUAACCUGUCCUGUGUGUAAAGAAGGUCUUUUUCAUAAUUAUGAACACUUUUAUUCUCCCUUAGUCUCAAGUCAAUUUGGAUAGUUAGUGUGUGUCUUGAAUGGCCGGCUUUAAAUUCUGGAGUUACAUUUUUAGAAAAAGAUUUGUCAUUUUGACACUUAUCAAAGAGGCUUUACUGUCGUUUUGAACCUUUAGCAAAUCAGUUAUAACCUUUUGAUAAAUUGAAAAGUGUUGCUUAACAAACCUCUGUUUUUUUUUAUUAAGCUGUCAACAAUUGCAUUAGUGGUUAGAAAACUUUCAACCUCUAUCAACAAGGUUCAAUAUACAAUAAUGGCAGUCUCAACAAGGUCCAUAUUUAUUUAACACAAAUAAGAGACUAAUGCAUUGAACUAGGGUGGAUGGAUAGGAAAUUAAAUAGGAAAAUGCCCCUGAGCUUUAUUUAUUGUUAUUGCAAAUGCUGCUUUCAGAGGAAACUGUACUCUUUUAAACUUGAACGGCAAAUCGGUUGGAAUUGUUUUCCUUUCGCUGUUGCGCCACCCAAUUUAAUUUAUAUGUCCUUUUGCUAUUCCAGUCAUUAUUAUAGCUUUUAUAAUAUUUCGUCCUAGGUGAGUAAUUUGUAGCCGUGUACCAUUACAUAACUUUGGUGCGUGAAGAUUGCUCAUUAACAGGCCUGGAACACCAACCUUCAAUCUCAACUUAUGAGAAGGCACCCCUGAUAAUUCCAAAGAAUGAAGAAACUAUAUGGGGUAUGAUGUUACUUGCUCCGUGUCCAUAACGUUGUCUACUGAAAGGUACUCGAAGAUAUCUCCCUCUACGUCCGACAUAAUUUGUUCGCUUAUCUGCCUAACUAGCUCAUUAGUUGGAGCUUAAAUUGCCCUCUCACAUCUGUUAUUCUCUGCUCUAGAGCGACAUUAUCAUAAUUUAAUUCUCGAACUAAAUCACUGCUCACUUCCCGAAUUCUCUGUGGUCUGGUCAUCCCAAAUUCAGACAAAUCUUUCCCAGUAAUAUUUAUAACGCGAUCUUCUACAAAAGUUAAUGCCUCAUUGUAAAUUAUAUCAGUCGGAUUUUGUUCUUGAACUCUGUGUAAAAUAUCAUCCGCCAUAUCAUUUUUAAACUUAUCCCACAAUUGUUGAGGAUUUUACAGUCCACAUGUUGCUACUAAUAUAACAAAAAGCUCUCGCACUUUGGGAGAAGAUUUGCAUUGUGCGGCCUCUUCUAAAGUUAAUUCCCACUGGUUCCCGUUUUCUAAUAACCCUCUGACCUCACACGUCUUUCGAAAUCUUGAUUCUUGAUCAUUAUGCUUUUUAAGAUCAUUAAAAGAGGUUAGUCCACGCACAUGAUGUAACAGAAUUCUCAAACAGAAAUAUUCCAUGUUACUAACAUGGACCGUGUAUACUCGCACUAAGGCAUAUCCAGAUUUUGAACUUACACUCCUUGAGCACGUUUCUUUUCUUUUAGUGUUGCAUUUCAGGUGUAAUACCUUGGUACCUCGACGCAAAGAAGCGGUCUUGUAAAUUAUUUUCCGUAAAAUAUAACUUUCUCCGUUUUCUAAAUUCACUCUGUGGCGAGUGUAACGGAGGGGUGCCUUUCAUGUAAGGGAAACCCUAACAGACGCCACAUAGCUUCGUUGCUGCUGAAAUAACGACCAGACUGAUAGGUUUAAACUUCAUCCACAUAAUUUGGAGAAUCCAAGUUCCUGAAAUUAAAUAAUGCUGGAGCAACAGUUUGCGUCUAACGUUUAGGGCUUGAGGAACGUGGCACGCGAAGCCCGUGUUAAUAUACGUGCAUGAUAAGUUUAACAUGUUCGACAACUUAUUUCAUAAGGGUUUUGAAUGCGUUGUUUUCCCGUAAUACCAAUAGUAUCCAAAUAUUAUUCAAAUCUUUGGUGAUUUAGGAGUGAAAGCGGUCAGAUUCCCCGGAAAGUAAUUUUUCCCAUAGGAAUGCGUUGUUUUCCCGAUGUCAAAAGUCCUCAUGUCCUCUCUUAAGUCUCAAACUAUCUCCUUACAAAAUAUCAUUUAAAUCUGUUCAGUAGCUUAGGCGUAAAAGCGAUCGGCUCACUUAAAGUUUCCCAUAGAAACGCUUCAUUUUCCUGGGUUAAAAAGUAGCCUAUGUCCUUUCUCGGGUAUCAAAAUAUCUCCAUACCAAAUUUCAUGCAAAUUGGUUCAGUAGUUUAGGCGCCAUUGUAUAACAGACAGACAGACAGACAGAGUUAUUUUCGCAUUUAUAAUAUUAGUAUGGCAAUUUUUUUCUUGCUAAGUGAUCUCGUUUAAAGCAAAACAAAUUUAAAUGGAAAGUUAACAACUGCAUCGAUACUAGACAACUUAACAGGUGUGAUCUGACUUUGUUUCAAGCAUUCAAGAGUAUUUAGAAUUCCAAAUAAUUAUUAAUUCUUUGUUUUUAAAUUAAUUCUAAAUCUAAUUUUUUUUUAUUUCUGUUAAAAAAUUCAAGUUAUAAAACCAAUUCCUCAAUUAUUUAUGGUGGCAGCCUAACAUAUCAACAAUUUCUAACAAUAGUCAUUUUGAACUUAUUGGGCAGGUUCAGGUGACACAUAAGUAAAAUUUUGAAAGUAAGGCAAGUUACUAUAUUACCUACCUGAUUGACCAGCUUGCAAAAACUUGACUUUCAAAUUUGUUAAGAGUUGGGCACCAAGUUAUUUUAUCGAAAUUGUGUAUUUUGUUGGUAUUGUAAAUCUGUUCUUCGUUGGAUUUUGUGUGUUGGCAGGUUUCAAGUCUGAAAUUCAUAAAAUAAAUGCUGAUAUUCCCCAGAGCUCCAUUUUGUCUCCAAACCGUGCAGAA